Molecule: messenger RNA, 361 nt
Organism: Vitrella brassicaformis
Lineage: Eukaryota; Vitrellaceae
Source: the annotation of a GenBank genome assembly
GUGGAGGAGAGGGCUCUGGCACAGGAAAAGAUUCCCAAGGUCAGUGACCAGCUGAGGGAGCUUGAAAAGGCGGAAGGACGCGCUGUGGACGAGCUCUACGCCAUUUACGAGAAAGGCUGGUGGUCGCUGGCGUCCUACGGCCGCAUCGUUCAGCUGAAGCGGAAAAUCGACAAGUGGCGCGAAGAAUAUGAUGAGCUCUGGGCAAAGUAUAAGAGACUCGGUACGAUCACACACACGGGCACACGGGCCUUCUCUUUCUCAUGUGCGUCUUUCCUUGCCCCGCCCGCUCUGCUGUCCUUGUGUGUGUGAUCACUCAGAAGGGCCACCGGGCCCGAAGACCUGGCUUGACUUAUUCCCGUAG